This is a messenger RNA of Scutellospora calospora, 144 nucleotides long. The record is from the annotation of a GenBank genome assembly. Lineage: Eukaryota; Fungi; Glomeromycota; Glomeromycetes; Diversisporales; Gigasporaceae.
AUGUAUCAAGAACCAAUUUCGCAUAUUCAAGAAUAUACUACUAAUAAGAGCAAAGAUGAAAAUGACUUAGAUCCAUUAUUAGUAUUACUUUAUACAAAUAAACCAUCUUAUAAGUCUAGAAAACCUCGAGUUCUUCAUGAUGAG